This is a messenger RNA of Xylaria bambusicola, 1225 nucleotides long. RefSeq lists its product as uncharacterized. Bases 274 to 1155 code for a protein of 293 amino acids. The record is from RefSeq and is a predicted model, not a curated record. Gene Ontology annotation, molecular function: DNA-binding transcription factor activity, RNA polymerase II-specific; RNA polymerase II cis-regulatory region sequence-specific DNA binding. Gene Ontology annotation, biological process: regulation of transcription by RNA polymerase II. Gene Ontology annotation, cellular component: nucleus. NCBI's taxonomy places the organism in Eukaryota, Fungi, Ascomycota, Sordariomycetes, Xylariales, Xylariaceae. The transcript has 3 exons.
GAUCUGAUGGAUACAUCAUCUAGCGUCACCUCGCUUCCACUGCAUCCCUCCAUAUUUAACUACCCACACUCCCUCACCCGAGUCCACAUAUGAACCUCUCUUGAAUCCAGAUAUAUCGACAAUACAUAUAAAUUAUUUAUUAAUGAUAACACCAAAUCUUCCUAGGACAACCUCACACGCCCAUAGUAACUCCAACCGCAACAGCAACCGCCUUACAAUUCUCACGCCGUGGAUAGUCUGGGAGCUAGAUAUUUGUUGACUUUGGAAGACGAAAUGGCGACGGCCAUGUAUACGAAUCAGCCUGGUGCUCACUACGGAUAUCCCCAACCACCACCUUCGCCCCCAAUGGAUGAGGCUUCCAAAUGCUCUCUCCCUUCCAUCUCGAAUCUGCUAGUGAUGGCCGAUGCCGGGUCGCCAACAUCUGAAAGCUCUCCUCAGUCACAGUCAGCAUCAUCAACAAAGGCAGAGACUCGACCAAACUCUUCUCAUUAUUCGAACAGUGGGCAUUCCCGUGCCGCUCUGCCUCCCACUCCACCCAUGAGCACGGAUGCUUCGUUUGAGGGAUACAAUUCACCUUCAACGAAGUCACUCACACAAGUGCCAGUAAUAUCGGGAACGGCCAACUACUACUAUGAGACGACUCCUCCAGUUGAGGAUGUCCAUCGCCAACAAAUGAAUCCUAUUGUCUCACGAUUACCAAUGCAAUCUCAGACAUACUCGCCCCAGGCUUUCGCAUCAUCGUACCUAAACCAACCAGCUAUGCCUACUUAUUAUGCGCCACAACUACCUACAGCACAGUCUCAAAUAUCUGGACUGUUCUAUCAGAGACCAUUGCCUCAGACGUUCCCUCCUUUGCCUGUCACUGUCUCAUUGACACCCUCGUCGGGAGCAAAUCCGUGGCAACAUCACCAUUACAUCUCACCAUCAUCUGCAGCAUCCUUCCCGCAGUCUCAGGAUCGAUACAUAUGUCAGACCUGUAACAAGGCGUUUUCACGGCCAAGCUCCUUGCGCAUCCACAGCCACUCUCACACGGGAGAGAAGCCUUUCAAAUGCCCUCAUGCUAGUUGCGGCAAGGCUUUCAGUGUGCGGAGUAAUAUGAAGCGCCAUGAGCGCGGAUGCCACAGCUUCGAAAGCAGCAACUCAUCUUUGCGCUAAUUAGAACCCGAACGGGUCCGGCGAGCGAUCUCUGUCACGAUACCGGCUGAAUGUUUCUUAUUUUACUUUA